UCUAAAUCAAAAUUUUUAUUACACAAAACUCUACUAUUCAAUCAUAUCUCAAACCCUACAAUUUUAAAAAAAUUCUAGAGAAAACAUCAUACAUCACUUUCAUACUACUCUCGCAAAAAAGUAAAAAAAAAAACGCAUCACUUUGAAACAUGUCACACAUUUUCAAUUCCAUUUCUUAAGUGGAAAUUAACUGUAAUAAGAAAUUAAAAUAACUUAACUCGUCUUUCUUCUUUCUCUCUCCUCUCCUCCUGUUUUCUCUCUCCAGAAUCUCUCACUCCAGAAUAGCAGCAGCAUCACUCGCCCUAGAUUUCUCACCAUUUCUAGGGUUUUUUCCGAUGCUCUAAUUUCAUCUCAAUUUCCACCAAUUUCUACCUUAAUUUAUCGUUUUUUCUUCUAAUUCCAUCGAAAUUUCGUUAAUUUUGAUGAACAAGUUCGUGAUUCAAUUCGGUUCGAUUUGGUUUCACUUUAAUGGCGAAUUUCAGCUUUUCGAUGGUUCAAUUUUUACUCUUCUUGCUCUUCUCAAACCCUAGAUUUUUUCCUUGUCUAGCAUCUUCAUCGUUAAAUGGUGGUGCUGAAUCUAGCUUAGUUUAAUUUAUUAUAUAUAUACAUAUAUAUUGCUACUGUAAUGUCGAGUUUUCGUUGUUGGAUGAUACUACUGUUGCUACUGUUUUUGUUAAACCCUGGAUUUCUGUCUCCGGUAGUAUAUGCUUCUUUGUUUACGGAUGAUAUUGAUGUUGAAUCGAGUUUAUUGUUAUUCCAUCAUGAUUAUUCGCCACCUUCGCCGCCUCCGCCUCCGCCGCAUCCCCCCACAGUAUCAUGUGAGGGGGAUCUAGAAGGUGUUGGUACUUUGGAUACUACUUGUCAGAUUAUAUCUGAUUUGAAUCUUACUGAGAGUGUGUAUAUACAAGGGAUGGGCAAUUUUUUCAUCCUCCCUAAUGUAAAAGUGAACUGUUCUACAGUUCCUGGGUGUGAGAUUGCUAUCAAUAUUACGGGUAAUUUCAGCUUAGGGGAGAACUCUACUAUUAUUGCUGGUACUUUUGAUUUAGCUUCCUGGAAUGCAACAUUUGGUGAGGGGUCAGUGAUAAAUACUACAGGAUUAGCUGGUGAUCCCCCGUCUCAGACGAGUGGCUCACCUGCUGAUCUGGAUGGGUCGGGUGGGGGCCAUGGUGGGCGAGGUGCGGGUUGUGUGAUGGAUGAUUCUAAGAGCCCCGAGGAUGUUUGGGGUGGGGAUACUUAUUCUUGGUCGUCAUUGGAUCAGCCUUGGAGUUACGGGAGUAAGGGAGGGACUACGAGUAAGGAAACAGAUUACGGUGGGGGAGGAGGUGGGAGGAUUAGGCUUCAUGUGAAGGAGUAUCUUGUGGUCAAUGCACAGGUUUUGGCUGAUGGUGGCGAGGGAGGAAACAAAGGUGGUGGCGGUUCUGGUGGGAGCAUCCACAUCAUGGCUUACAAGAUGUCAGGAGAUGGUAUGGUAAGUGCAUGUGGGGGUAAUGGUUUUGGUGGUGGAGGCGGUGGGAGAGUUUCCAUUGAUGUUUUCAGUUGGCAUGAUGAGCCAAAAAGUUUUUCUCAUGGUGGAAUUAGUUACGGAUGCUCAGACAAUGCAGGUGCUGCUGGGACUCUUUAUGAUGCCGUUCCUCGCAGCCUUAUUAUUAGUAAUCACAAUCGUUCUACACAAACAAACACCUUGCUAAUGGAUUUUCCUAAUCAGCCUCUUUGGACCAAUGUUUAUGUGCGAAACCGUGCGAAGGCAUCAGUUCCAUUGCUUUGGAGUCGGGUGCAGGUUCAAGGCCAAAUUAAACUUGAGGCUGGUGGAGAAUUGAGCUUUGGGCUGGCACAUUUCGCUACGUCAGAGUUUGAACUAUUGGCUGAGGAAUUGUUGAUGAGUGAUUCUGUGAUCAAGGUGUAUGGCGCACUUCGUAUGUCUGUGAAAAUGUUUUUGAUGUGGAAUUCUCAAUUACUAGUAGAUGGUGGCGGAGAUAUCACAGUUGCGACAUCCUUGCUGGAGGCCAGUAAUCUACUGGUUCUAAGGGAAUCAUCCUCCAUACACUCUAAUGCGAACUUGGGAGUUCACGGACAAGGUCUGUUGAAUUUGACAGGUCCUGGUGAUGUGAUUGAGGCACAGCGUCUGGUGCUUUCUUUAUUUUAUGGCAUCCAUAUCGGGCCAGGAUCAAUUUUGCGUGGUCCAUUGAAGAAUGCAAAGAAAGAUGACAUGACGCCGAGGCUUUAUUGUCAUCGCAAUGACUGUCCUAUGGAAUUGCUGCAUCCCCCUGAAGAUUGCAAUGUCAAUUCAUCGUUGUCCUUCACUCUCCAGGUAUGCAGAGUUGAAGACGUAAAUGUUGAAGGCACAAUUCAAGGAUCAGUUAUUCAUUUUCAUAGAGCCAGGACUAUAGAUGUAGGCGCAUCUGGAAUGAUAAGUGCAUCUGGCUUGGGGUGCACAGGUGGAAUUGGCCGGGGAAAGGUUCUUGGUGAUGGGCUAAGUGGUGGUGGUGGUCAUGGUGGCAAUGGCGGGGUUGGAUGUCAUGGUGGUACUUGUGUUGAGGGUGGGACAUCAUAUGGAAGCACUUAUUUACCAUGUGAACUUGGCAGUGGAAGCGGAAAUGAGAGCUUAACUGGUUCGACUGCUGGUGGUGGUAUUGUUGUUAUGGGUUCCAUGGAGCAUCCAUUGUCAAGCCUUUCUGUUGAGGGCUCACUGAAAGCUGAUGGAGGAAGCUAUCAAGAUGGCAGUAGCAAAGAUUACACUGUUUUUGACAGCCUUGGUGGAGGCCUUGGAGGUGGAUCUGGUGGCACUGUUCUUUUAUUCUUGAGGACAUUGACUAUUGGCGAUAAUGCCACCCUUUCUAGUGUAGGUGGCGGUGGUGGUCCACUGGGUGGUGGUGGUGGUGCUGGUGGCAGGGUCCAUUUUCACUGGUCUGAAAUUCCUACAGGUGACCUUUAUCAGCCGAUUGCCAGUGUUAGAGGAAGAAUAAUCACUGGGGGAGGAUCAGGUGGUAAUGAAGGUGGGGCUGGAGAAAAUGGAACAGUGACAGGAAAAGUUUGUCCAAGAGGCCUCUACGGCACCUUUUGCAAGGAAUGCCCCCCUGGUACCUACAAAGAUGUCAUUGGAUCUGAUGAAUCCCUGUGCCAUCAUUGUCCGACACUGGAGCUUUCCCACCGUGCCAUUUACAUUAGUGUCAGAGGUGGCGUCACUGAAGCUCCGUGUCCAUACAAGUGUAUUUCAGACAGAUAUCAUAUGCCACACUGCUAUACGGCCCUUGAGGAGCUGAUCUAUACAUUUGGAGGACCUUGGUGGUUUGGUCUUAUUCUAGUGGGCCUCUUAAUCUUAUUGGCUAUUGUGCUCAGUGUGGCACGUAUGAGGUUUGUUGGGGUUGAUGAAUUACCAGGUCCUGCUCCAACUCAACAUGGCUCUCAGAUAGACCACUCUUUCCCAUUCUUGGAGUCACUUAAUGAGGUCCUGGAAACAAAUAGAGCUGAGGAGUCUCAGAGCCAUGUUCACAGAAUGCAUUUAAUGGGCCCAAACACAUUUGCUGAACCUUGGCACCUCCCUCACUCACCACCAGAACAAUUAAAAGAGAUUGUGUAUGAGGGUGCAUUUAAUAGAUUUGUAGACGAGGUUAAUCUUCUAGCAACAUAUCAAUGGUGGGAGGGAUCAGUGUAUAGUAUACUUGGUGUGUUAGCAUAUCCAUUGGCAUGGUCUUGGCUCCAAUGGCGACGCAGGAUCAAAUUGCAGCGACUUCGUGAGUUUGUUCGAUCAGAAUAUGAUCAUGCGUGCUUACGAUCUUGUCGUUCACGUGCCCUUUAUGAAGGAAUCAAGGUUGCAGCUACUCCUGAUCUGAUGCUGGCGUAUGUGGAUUGUUUCCUUGGCGGUGAUGAGAAAAGGAGUGAUCUCCCUCCUCGUCUACAUCAAAGAUUUCCUUUGGCUAUACAUUUUGGUGGUGAUGGAAGUUACAUGGCACCCUUCACCCUUCACAGUGACAAUAUUCUUACUAGCCUCAUGAGUCAGUCUGUGCCGCCAACCACUUGGUACCGUCUGGUGGCUGGUCUUAAUGCGCAUCUACGCUUGGUUCGUCGUGGAUGCUUAAGGAAAACUUUCCGACCUGUUAUCAGGUGGUUUGAAAGUCAUGCUAACCCGGUGCUGAAGAAUUAUGGUUUACGUAUUGACCUAGCUUGGUUUCAAGCCACAACUUGUGGUUAUUGUCAGUAUGGUCUCUUGGUGUAUGCUGCUGAUGAGAACAUUGAGUCUCUAUCCACUGAGUGCCAAGAUGGGAGAAUGCGAGCUGAGCAACCUCCAAGUAUCUGUGGAGGGAAUUCAUCAAUAAACCACUGGGAAGAUGCCCUCUUGGACCAUGUUAGUAAGAGGAGUGAAUAUUUGAUAAGGCAGAAGAGGUCAUAUGGAGCAAUUCUGGACAACAAUAAUAUACGUGAUCUGGAAGAAAAGAAAGAUAUUUUCUUUCCCUUCUCUCUCAUUCUUCAUAAUACUAAGCCUGUGGGGCACCAGGAUCUUGUUGGUUUGGUCAUCUCCAUAUUACUGUUGGGGGAUUUCAGUCUAGUGCUGCUUACUUUACUCCAGCUGUAUUCAGUAUCGAUGGUGGAUGUCUUUCUUGUUUUGUUCAUUUUACCACUGGGUAUUCUUCUUCCAUUUCCCGCUGGAAUUAAUGCUCUGUUUAGUCAUGGUCCUCGGCGUUCAGCUGGUCUUGCACGUCUGUAUGCUCUGUGGAACAUCACCUCUCUGGUCAACGUUGUGGUUGCAUUUAUUUGUGGUUAUGUUCACUACAAGUCUCAAGCAUCACGAAGCAAACUGAUACCUUAUCUGCAGCCAUGGGGCAUGGAUGAAAGUGAAUGGUGGAUUUUUCCAGUGGGAUUGCUUUUGUGUAAAUGUCUUCAGUCCCGACUGAUCAAUUGGCAUGUUGCAAAUUUGGAGAUACAGGAUCGCUCAUUGUAUAGUUCUGACUUUGACGUAUUUUGGCAGUCAUAAGUCAUAACAUCAAUUUUUCUGUCUCUUGCCCGAGUAUUUAGAUUUUUUGUAUGUUGUUCUUGGGCGACGAUGAGAGAAACAAAGAACUUAUAAGGGAAAAGGAAAAAAAAUAGAAAAAGAAAACAACAGGAGUAAAAGAAAUUAUUAGGCCUAGGGUAAAUGCCAUUCUUUUGUGUAGCUGAUCUUUUGUGUAGUCUUUUGUAUCUCAUUUUGUAUAUAAUAGGUACAUAUGUGCUUCGCUUUUUGGCCAUGUAUCAUUCUUCCUGACAUAAAAUUGGAUGUUUGACAAAUGUACCAUAUUUAACAAAAUACUUGUGAUUCA
Molecule: messenger RNA, 5291 nt
Organism: Beta vulgaris subsp. vulgaris (sugar beet)
Lineage: Eukaryota; Viridiplantae; Streptophyta; Magnoliopsida; Caryophyllales; Amaranthaceae
Exons: 22
Coding region: 626-4969 (1447 amino acids)
Source: RefSeq, a predicted model, not a curated record